GCGUAACAGUAAUAAUAAUACUGCAUAAUAUGCAGUUAUAGUUUUUGUUACAUGGAUAAUCUAUCGGGUUCUCUGAGUGGUUGAAAUGUUCCGUUACGAAACUCGUAGAGUUGAUGACGUGCAGAAAUUGGGAUUGGAUGGUGCGCAGGUUAAGAGGAAAAACAGUACACUAAAACAAAAAUGGAAUGGUUUCUUGUGUUUUUUACGUAAAAGUGAUCUCACGUUUAAAUUUAACCAUGUAAUGGAAUGAAUAAUGCCCAUAAAUGAUAUAAAAUCAACUUGUUUUCAUACACAUUGUCUUCAUACGACCAAAAAUGAUUCUUCUGUUGAUCUAAAUAAGUCAGCCGAAGCCAUGAUGGCCUCACUGAAGUCGGACAAGGCAGUGCACAUGUCCGUGGAGGAAGUGUCCGAAAUGUGUCAGACCAACCUGGACCUUGGCCUUACCACGGACGAAGUGACGCGCCGAAAACACAUAUACGGACCCAACGAGUUCGAGAUCACCAAGGAAGAACCACUGUGGAAGAAGUAUCUAGGACAGUUUAACAGUCCUUUGAUCUUACUGCUGUUGGGGUCAGCAGUUGUCAGUGUCUUCAUGAAACAAGUAGACGAUGCAGUUAGCAUUACAGUCGCCAUCAUCAUUGUAUCCACCGUGGCCUUUGUUCAGGAGUAUAGAUCGGAAAAAUCUUUAGAAGCGUUAACGAAGCUUGUUCCUCCACAGUGUCAUUGUGUGCGUAAUGGCAAACAGGAGACCUUUCUAGCCAAAGAGUUGGUACCAGGAGACAUUGUCAUUCUCAGCAUUGGUGACCGAGUCCCAGCAGACAUCAGACUCAUUGAGGCUAUAGACCUGUCAAUAGAUGAGUCGAGUUUCACUGGAGAAACUCAGUCAGUUAACAAGACGGUAAACACUCAGAAUGACAGCGAGAAAAACCAGAUUUCACAGAGACGAAACAUUGCCUACAUGGGCACGCUCGUCAGAACCGGCAGAGGAAAGGGUAUUGUUAUUGGAACUGGCGAAAAUUCUGAGUUUGGAGAAAUAUUUAAAAUGAUGCAAGGGGAAGAGGCACCGAAGACCCCUCUACAGAAGAGCAUGGACACUCUGGGAAAGCAGCUGUCGUUCUACUCGUUCUGCAUCAUUGGCCUCAUCAUGAUGCUUGGCUGGAUCCAGGGAAGGAAAAUUCUCGACAUGUUCACUAUAGGAGUCAGCUUGGCAGUUGCUGCCAUCCCAGAAGGACUUCCUAUUGUUGUGACGGUUACCCUGGCUAUUGGUGUGAUGAGGAUGGCCAAACGGAAAGCUAUCGUCAAGAAGUUACCAGUCGUAGAGACAUUAGGUUGUGUGACUGUGAUCUGUUCUGACAAGACGGGCACUCUGACCAAGAACGAGAUGACCGUCACUCACAUAGUGGCUGCUGACGGACAGGAGGCAGAGGUGACUGGUGUGGGCUAUAACGCUAAUGGCGAGGUGACGUGCAACUUCCAGAAAGUACGGGUCGAGUCGCACCCAGCAUUUGCAAAAGUUAUAGAGGUUGGGUGUGUGUGUAACAAUGCCGACAUAUCGGACGGCUGUCUGCUCGGACAGCCCACAGAGGGAGCCCUGAUAGCUGUGGCACAAAAGAUGCACAUGGGUAACGUUCGUGAGCAGUACACGCGUCUGCAGGAGAUGCCAUUUAACUCUGACAACAAAUACAUGGUUGUUAAAUGUGUUCUGACAUACUCACAGAACAAGGAAGAACUGUUGUUUUUAAAAGGUGCUUUGGAGCAUAUAUUGAGACAGUGCAGUAAAUACUAUUACAACGGAGCUAGUUUGCCACUGACGGAUAAACACAAAGCGAGCUUCCUCCAUCAAGCAGCAGUGAUGGGCAAUGCUGGAUUAAGGGUCCUUGCCAUGGCGUGCGGCUCUCCGAUGGGAGACAUGGUGUUUGUCGGCAUGGUGGGAAUCCUCGACCCGCCGAAACAAGGCGUGCGGGAGGCAGUGCGCACACUCAUCAGUGGAGGCGUGUCCGUGAAGAUGUUGACGGGAGACUCGCAGGAGACGGCCUCAGCCAUUGGAUCUAGACUGGGCCUGUACGCCACUGGUGCUCCCAUUCUGUCGGGUGAUGAACUGGAUAAACUGGAUGUUGGACACCUGCGUCAGAUCAUCAAUCACGUUUCUGUGUUUUACAGAGUGACACCAAGACACAAACUCAAAAUAGUGAAGGCGCUCCAGAUGAACGGCCACAUCGUGGGUAUGACCGGUGAUGGGGUGAACGACGCUGUGGCUCUCAAGUGUGCCGAGAUCGGUAUCUCCAUGGGCCAGUCCGGCACCGACGUAUCCAAGGAGGCCGCUGACAUGAUCCUUGUCGACGACGAUUUCUCUACAAUCUUGUCUGCCAUUGAAGAAGGAAAGGGAAUAUUUUACAACAUCAGAAAUUUUGUUAGGUUUCAGCUAAGCACGAGUAUCGCUGCACUGUCGCUGAUAGCGUUGUCAACGAUGAUGAAGCUACCAAACCCACUGAAUGCCAUGCAGAUCCUGUGGAUCAACAUCAUCAUGGAUGGGCCCCCAGCACAGAGUCUGGGUGUUGAACCGGUGGACCCCGAUGUUGUGCGACAGCCUCCGCGACGGGCGAGAGACCCGAUCAUCACACGCGGCCUCAUUGUCCAAGUGCUGCUGUCAGCCUUCAUCAUCGUCACGGGAACGCUAUGGGUCUUCUGGAGAGAGAUGAGUGAUAACAAGAUUACUCCAAGGGACACAACUAUGACGUUCACCUGUUUUGUUUUCUUUGACAUGUUUAAUGCUCUUAGCUGCCGAUCACAUAAAAAAUCUAUAUUUCAAAUUGGAUUUUUCACCAACAAAGUGUUUUUAAUGGCCGUGGGCGGUUCCCUCAUCGGUCAGCUGUUUGUGGUGUACUUUCCUCCCUUACAAGCUGUGUUCCAGACAGAAGCCUUACAUUAUACAGAUUUUGUGUUUUUAUGCAGUUUGACAUCUAGUGUGUUAGUCGUGUCAGAGAUACGCAAGUGGUGCCUGCGACAUAUGGAACAAAAGGCCAGGUUGGAGGAAGAGAGGAAAUAUUACCCCGAAAAUGUCGUCUAACAAAAACCCGUGGGCAGGGGUGGGUAACUUAUUCUGUAUUCAGGACCCAUGUACAGCAAUAAGGAUCAAAAUGCAAUUUUUGUUGCUUUUUUUUUUUUUUAAAGAAAGAAAAGUGAAGACAACGAUAGAAAGAUAAUCAGAGAAGUAGAUCAUUUAAAGUGUAUGGCAGUUCAAAUCCCACUUCCUUCUUUGUUUUUCAGACUACCGGGUUUUCCUUCAUUUGUUUUUGUUACACAUCCUGGAAGGAUGAUGCUCAUUUGUUACUACAGUUAAGAGGUUUAUUUAUUUCAGAGUAUAGGCACUGUGUUACACAUCAGUGUUCAAACACUGGAUUUUUGUAGGUGAUAUAUAUAUUUAAGAAACGUGACAAGUAGGUAAUGUAAAAUAGUUAUUAAGGUGUUAUUUUUUGUUUUGUAAAACUGAAUAACUUUAGCCAAAAUACAAGCAUUAAUUAAAAAAUAACACCCAUUCUUUUAAAGUAGAUAUUUUAAUUUUUUUUAAUUUGUAAUGGCAUAUGCUAUAAAGCCAGACUAGUCGUGACUAUAAAUGUAUGAUUUUCUAUAUAAGUUAUGCACAAUACUUUAGUGAUAUCACUUAAUCCUAUGAAAACCUAAUGCUGCUAGUUUUGUUGUCUCAAAUUAUAUUUUUAAAACUAAUUUUU
Messenger RNA from Gigantopelta aegis, 3728 nucleotides. Its product is annotated as calcium-transporting ATPase type 2C member 1-like. The transcript has 24 exons. Gene Ontology annotation, molecular function: ATP hydrolysis activity; ATP binding; P-type calcium transporter activity. Gene Ontology annotation, biological process: intracellular calcium ion homeostasis; manganese ion transport; calcium ion transmembrane transport. NCBI's taxonomy places the organism in Eukaryota, Metazoa, Mollusca, Gastropoda, Neomphalida, Peltospiridae. The record is from RefSeq and is a predicted model, not a curated record. Gene Ontology annotation, cellular component: endoplasmic reticulum; plasma membrane; Golgi membrane. Bases 254 to 3067 code for a protein of 937 amino acids.